Molecule: messenger RNA, 1234 nt
Organism: Daldinia decipiens
Lineage: Eukaryota; Fungi; Ascomycota; Sordariomycetes; Xylariales; Hypoxylaceae
Exons: 1
Coding region: 92-1117 (341 amino acids)
Source: RefSeq, a predicted model, not a curated record
GAGGCGCCCGCGAAGAGGACGGGGAGAUGAGGAAGACAACAUAUGGGGUACUGGGCGCCGCGUUGUGGAAGAGUUAGGUAGCGAGAAUGAGAUGGAUACACAAGGCACUGAUUUGGUAACGACUUCUGGUAAUAGGCGGUUUGCCAGUGAUCCACUUCGGUUUACUGGAAUAGAUUUGAGCAGCGGUAGCCAGCCACGGAACGGUUAUGCUUAUCAGCAUUCGGACGACGAAAACGACUCAACGGAAGACGACUCGGAGGUGGCAUCUGAAGAGGAGGAAGAGGAGGACGAUGAGAACCAAGCGCUUAGAAGGGAGCUUGACGAGGCUCUAGUACAGUCAGCCCUUUCAAGGAUACGGAGAGCCCAAGCCAAGGGCAAGCCGGAUGUUAAGCUGAACAAGGAGGAGCUUGCGGCGCUUGAACGAAGACGAAAACGUUUACAGGCUGAAGCAGAGGCAGCAAAACGACGCGGUAGAGGUGAUCGGAAACGCAAGGAAAAGGAGCAGCGAUAUGCUGUUCCCCUUUCGCAAUUCGAUGAUCCUCAAUCAGGUUCAGAGCAAAAUCAACUUGCCCCUCCCAUGGGACGCUUCCCUCCACCUAACGCCUCACAUUCACGUCCUCGUUCGGGCGCAUCAUCUACAUCCUCUACUCGUCGUCCUCAGUCUAUAGUGCGAGACUCUCCUCCUUUCGAUUAUCAAUACGUACAUGCACCCCCUAAUCAACGCCACGCCUCGGAUCCCACAGCAAAGCCUUCGUCUUCACGUACAGCCCUUACAGAAACCAGAGAUCCCUUCCUGUAUCAAACUGCGGGUCCACGUGCAUUGUAUGCUGAUGGGGUUGCGGCCGCUAGACUAGACGCAGCGGGUAGAACUGCUCCUGCAGAUAGGAGUAGCUCGAGACAUCCCAGAAGGGAUGAGAGGAAUGGGCGCGAACAGGACGAUGAGACAACUAGUGACGAUGGAGCCAACGACGGACGGCCUUCAAGAGGAAGGCGUCGAGGCGAAAUUGUGAUGCAAACAUCCCCUUCACCCGAACGUACCAAGAGUAAAAAGUCUUCGCCGCCCAUUGCAGCUGCGAAACGGAAAACGGUUGCCCCUAAAAAAAGGAAAGGCAAAUAAAGCAAGUAGUCUAGUUAUUCUAAUAAGUAAAACAUGCCCGCGUAAUAGAGUAUUGAUAUGCCAAAGAAUUCAUCAACUUGUUUGAAAUUUCCUACAAUAUUUAUCAUAGUCUCACUU